Messenger RNA from Centruroides sculpturatus (bark scorpion), 1116 nucleotides. RefSeq names its product protein BLOM7-like. The coding region runs from base 262 to 1116 and encodes 284 amino acids. Gene Ontology annotation, cellular component: nucleus. The record is from RefSeq and is a predicted model, not a curated record. NCBI's taxonomy places the organism in Eukaryota, Metazoa, Arthropoda, Arachnida, Scorpiones, Buthidae. The transcript is spliced from 9 exons. Gene Ontology annotation, molecular function: RNA binding.
UUGAAUCUUAUCUGGCAACACUGAAUGGCGAUUAGGUUUUUGCGUGUACAAUGCUUCUCUGUGAUGAACAUUAUAAAAGUUUAAUUUUUUCCUGAAAUAUAUAAUAAAUAACCUUUAAUAUUUAUUAUUCAAACCAAAUGUAGAUUUAUCUUUGAGUAAGGAUCGCUAUGCUCAAGUAAAACACGUGGAAUUAUUUUAAAAUUUGUUUGCAAGUUGGAAUCUAUAAUAUGAGAAUCAAAGAUUAGCAAUAUUUCUGAAGAGAUGAGCAAAAGUAGUUUGGAAGCAGCUGCAGAAGCUGCAGCAAGAGUCAAUGCCAUGUUGAUAGCAAAAGGAAAAUUAAAAUUACCACCUACACAGCUAAAACCCAAGAUUGGUACUACUAUCAAUAUUGCAGGAAGAGGUUCGGGAGAUUUAGUUACUGCAGAAGUUGAAAUAAAUGAUGCACCAUUAAGUGCUAGAAAUUUAUUAACAAGAGGUCAUACUCAAGAUGAAAUUUGUAAAUAUAGUGGAGCAGCAAUUUCAACUAGAGGACGUUACAUGAAUUUUGAUGACAAACAGAAAAGUACUUCCAGUGACAGACCCCUUUAUUUACACAUACAAGCUUCUACACAAGACGCUGUAGACAUGGCAGUUUCUAGGAUACAUGAAAUAAUAGGACAUCAUUUAGAAAGUGGAGGAAUUGCUAAAAACAUUGCUCCUUUACUUAGUGUUACUUAUCCUCCUGUGGCUAAUGAUACUAUACAAACUCCACUAGUCAAUGUUUCAAAUUCAUUUUCUUCUGGGCCUCUCUUCGUGCAAGAUAAAGUGUUUAUCGGAUUAGAGAAUGCCCCAUCCAAUUAUCCGGUACGAGAGAAAGUUUUGGGACCAGGGGGAAUUUAUCUUCAACAUAUUAGGACUGAAAGUGGAGCCAAUGUAACAUUGCGUGGAAAAGGGUCAGGAUAUAUCGAACCGACGUCAGGAAGGGAGGCGUUCGAACCUCUUCACAUUCAUUUAACGCAUCCUAAAACAGAAGGAUUACAAGCUGCUAAAACACUUGCUUUAAAUCUAGUUGAAACAGUAAGUACAUUCAAACUUAUUCUGAUAUAUUAUCAUCAAAUUAUCAAAGUUUUGUAUUGA